Molecule: messenger RNA, 1745 nt
Organism: Neltuma alba
Lineage: Eukaryota; Viridiplantae; Streptophyta; Magnoliopsida; Fabales; Fabaceae
Product: transcription factor bHLH93-like
Exons: 4
Coding region: 44-1042 (332 amino acids)
Biological process (GO): regulation of DNA-templated transcription
Cellular component (GO): nucleus
Molecular function (GO): sequence-specific DNA binding; protein dimerization activity; DNA-binding transcription factor activity
Source: RefSeq, a predicted model, not a curated record
CUUUAGCAUUCACUUUACAAAGAAAGAGAAAGAGGAAAAAAAAAUGGAACUCUGUGAACAUGAUCAUUUUUUGGAAGAAUUACUGGCUGUGAGAAGGGAAACAUUGGACACCAUCCCAUCAGAAUCAAACCAGUUCUUCUCUAAUGGCUGGGGUUUUGAUUGUUUUAAUCAAAACUCUCUACCUUUUCUUCCAAACUCUUCCUGUCAAGAAAUUCCUCAGAGUUACCACAACAACAACUUCGCCUUCAAUGAAAUCUACAGUUCCUUACUUGAUGAAUUCUCUGUUCCCCAGAAUGUUGAUUCAUCUUCUUCAUCCUAUAACGUUCUUGAUACUCCAAUUAUGGGUCAAGAAGAUUAUCGAUUGUCCAUGAUGGAAGAUUUGGAGGAUCCGGGUUUGCUUGGGGAUGAACUUCAGAGUUUGGACCUGCAAACCCCAUGCAAGAUAGAGCCAAGCCACUCCCCAGAAAUGCCAAUUUUCAACAUGGGCGAUGCGUCUUUGGAAAGAAAGAAUCGAGCAAAGAGGCUUCAGGGCCAACCCUCCAAGAAUUUAAUGGCUGAGAGGAGAAGGAGAAAGAGGUUGAACGAUCGCCUUUCAAUGCUGAGGUCAAUCGUCCCCAAGAUAAGCAAGAUGGACAGAACAUCUAUCCUUGGAGACACUAUAGAUUACAUGAAAGAACUCUUGGAGAAGAUUAACAAAUUGCAACAAGAAUUGGAGGUGGAUUCAAACAUCGGAGGCAUUUUGAAGGAUGAAAAGCAAAAUGAAAUCUUGGUGAGAAAUACACCCAAGUUUGAAGUGAAGAGGAAGAAUGAGGAUACACAGAUUGAAAUUUGCUGUGCAGGAAAGCCAGGAUUGUUGCAAUCUACAAUGAACACUUUGGAAGCAUUUGGUCUUGAGAUUGAACAGUGUGUUAUAAGUUGUUUCAAUGAUUUCACUGUGCAGGCUUCUUGCUCAGAUGAAAUGGAGCAGAGGAGAGUACUGAGUUGUGAAGAUAUAAAGCAAGCACUAUUUAGGAGCGCAGGGUAUGGGGGAAGAUGCUUGUAGCGUGCAAGAAGGGAAGCGAGGAAACGCACUUUUAUAUAUGAAGACCGUUUAUUUAAAGCACAAGUGAAAGUUCCAAUUUUCUCCCUCGAUCCAUGGAAAUAAAAGUGAUUUCUUGAGCAGGAGAGUGUAGCAUUUCCUUCAAAGGGACAUAACUCUAUUAAUCCCCUCAAAUGCCUCCCAAGGGACAUUUUGAUCAAACUACUGUAAUUAAUGUGAUGGACCCUGCGCAUUCCAUUCUCUGGCAAAUUUCAACGAAUUCCAAGGACAAGACUUUCAAAGACGUCUUAGAAAGUUUUAAUUCCUCUACCACGCACGUUCACAUAUCUCAAUGAAAUAUGCUCACGCAUGUACAUGAAAAUAUUUGACAAUGAGAGAAUAUAAUGCAGUUAUUGUUCCCGAGAAUCCCUUGAUUCGGUUGUUCAGCUGUAUCAGGUCCAGUAGGACUCUGUAUAAAGAAGGACAAAAAUGCAAGACACAACGAGAGGGUAAAGUUCAAUCUUUUUUAGUCUGUUCCUUUCCACCUCAGUUUGUUUUUUUUGUGUGUGUGUGUGUAACUUUUAUGUAUAAACUAUAAAGACGUUUCCUUUUUUAGUUUUCACACUGCUGAAUGAUGCGACAAAGCAGGUCUAGCAUGCCAAUAUCUACAACUUCAUUUGGUCAGUUAUUUUGAUUGUACUCUCAAAUAACUCCUUUUUAACUGGCU